AUGGCUGACGGAAAGAAACGGGGCGAGUGGGAAGUAAGCAACUACACCCAAAUUAAUCUCGAUCUUCGUAUGGAUUCGCCUUCUUUUCGAAGAGCGAUGCGAGAGAUGCAGGCAAAGAUUGACCAAGAUGGACGAGGACGGAUGAAGCAGAUCGACGCUCUGAAAGAGGAAUGUGCCAUCAACGACAUACUCAUGGUACACUGGAACGAUUUAGUCAAAACGAGGCGGCAGAUCCAUAACCAGGCUCAAACUACAUUACAGGCCGUCGUCAACUUGGCGUCGCGCAAAGCCAGCGAGAAUGGUCGACUGCCGCGGCCUGAAGGAGCACUUGACGAGAGCCAGUGUCUGUCCAUCAGGUCAAGCGCAAUUCUGGGAACCUUGAGAUCUAUGGAAGAGAAAACAGACAAAUACCAGCUUGAACGUUCUCUUCGUGCUUGUGAUCCAUGUAUUCAGGAGUCGGGAAAUGAACUAUGCCUGAAGAUGAACCGCCUAGAAGAGGAACAUCGUAUGAAGACGACAAUGGAAAACUACUACAUACCACUUGACAGCCCACAUGCGAGCGAGGCGAAGCCGGGCAAGACAGACAAACCAGAGCUACUGAACCCGAACCGCGACCCCAAUCAAACAACCGCCGCACCAGACACCUGCAACGGCAUCGAGGCGCUCUUCCCAAAACACAAAGGUCAAGAUUCACCCUCCGCAGCCGCCAUGGAGUUUGCCAAUAUCCUACCCUCCGGCCCCCACGCCAGUCGUGACUAUAUUUCCUUACACCCGGAAAUCCUUGACGGGUUCGAGUCCACCGGUCUCUUUAUAGUGGCUGUCGAGACAGCUCUCGGCGGGACUGACGACGAGAAAGCAUGGCGACUCGUACACCAGGCAGAAGUGCUGGAUUGGUGUCGUGCGCUUGGACCUGACGAUUUCACCGAGUGUUUCGACAAAGAAAUUGUGCUGGACUGUGACAUAUACAUGAACUUCCUAAUGGCCGCCAAGGAGAGAGAGGUAUUCGCGGAUUCUGGAGCUACGUGA
Messenger RNA from Metarhizium brunneum ARSEF 3297, 1026 nucleotides. RefSeq lists its product as uncharacterized. NCBI's taxonomy places the organism in Eukaryota, Fungi, Ascomycota, Sordariomycetes, Hypocreales, Clavicipitaceae. The record is from RefSeq and is a predicted model, not a curated record.